CAGAUAUCCAACUACCAUAGCGAUAUCUGUCAACAAUAUGGCGGCACUGGGUCGUGGUGUAACUGUCAAAAACAGUGAAGUUAAAUAAUGUAACUGUUUUGAAUGCUGAGAUGUGAGGAGAAGGAAUAAAUUAAAUUGUCUCUCUGAUAAAAAAAAUCCAUCACCAUGGCAGAUAAAAGAAAGCUUAAAACUGAGUAUGUUGUGUCUGGUGGAGUUGACACAAGUUUAACUAAGGACCAGCCCGAUGAAGAUGAACAAGAAACAAUAAAGGAACCAGAAAAACAAAGUAAAAAUGAAAACAAGGAACCAGUGGAAAAAACAUCGUCAGAAAAAGUACCCCCACCACCUGAAAAACCUAAAGAAAUGUCCAGUGAUCUAGGUGGCGGGGAUUUUCUCAAGACACAAGGCAGUGAAAAUCCAUUUGAUGUAAAAAUAUCAACUUAUAAAAUAGAUCCAAAACUGAUUAAAGUUGAUCAGUUUUACCCAUCAUUAGAACACCAGUUUAAUAAAUCUAAUACCAAAUUUCUGGAAGAACAGGAUAACAGAGUGGAAAAAGCAAUGAAAGAAAUAGUGGAAGAGUCUUCAACAUUUACCUAUGAUGAAACAAGUACCAGUGGAAUGGAGGAUACACAGAAUUCUAUGGCACUGGUGAAAGCUCCAGAGAAGGCAGAAGAGGAGAAACAACCUGAUGAUAACAAUUCAGCUAAACCACAGGCAGCAUCAAGUGUAUUUGCUACAGCUGUAGAUGAACAAACUUUAGACGAUGCUAAACGUCGUCAACAGACCCUGUUUCAACCAGAGUCGUGGGAACCAGUUAGUAAAUAUUCACCAGGAAUGCAAGAGAUAAUUGAUGCCAGGGCAAAUGAACAUUUUGACAAAGCUAUGGAACUUAAGGAGAAGAAAGACUUUACUGGAACUAUUAACUUUAUCAACAAAUCUUUAGCCUUGAGAGACUUACAUAUUUAUUACGUAGAGAGAGCAGAAGCUUACAUCCAGUUAUGUGACUUUCAGUCAGCCAUUUUGAAUUACAAAAGAGUGUGUUUAAUGGAACCGGAAAAUGACGAUUAUUAUAAAAGACUUGCAUUCUUGUUUUAUUUCCAAGGACAAACUUUAUUUGAUCAAAGACUUUAUCCUGAAGCUCUAGAAGCAUUUGCCAGAGCUGCAGAAAUGGCACCAGAUAAUGUGGGAUAUCAUAUUAGGAGUAUGACAUGUUUAGCAGCCUUACACAGACAUGGAGAAUGUUUAGCAUUAGUAAAUAAAAGAUUAGAAUCUGAAAAUGACAAUCCUGAUCUUUAUAUAAUGAGGGCAAGAUUACAUGAAAUGUUUAGAAAUACCACAUUGUGUUAUUAUGAUGUGAAAGAUGCCAUGAAGUUAAAUGAAGACCAUCCUGAGGCCAAAGCAAUGAUGAUUAAACUGGAAAAACGUGCUCUAGAGAAUAAACAUCAUGCCAUGCAAUUGAACCUGCUAGGAAAACAUAGAGAGGCACUGCAAAAAAUAUCUGUUGCCAUAGAAACUGACCCAGCAGUAGCAGAUUUUCAUGUUCUUAGGGGAACAUUACACAGAAGAUUGGCAGAUUUCAAUGCUGCAAUAGACGAUUUCUUGUUGGCGCUAGAUAAAUGUGACCACAAUGAAGAGAGUCCUGUAUAUAUAGAAUCACAAAGACAACUUUUGUUGACUUAUAAUGAUUUUGCUGUGGAAUGCUUUACCAAAGGAUUUUAUGAUGAAGCUAUAAUACUAUUAAAUAAAGCGAUUAAGGGAGAGAAGCGAGAAAAGGGACUUUACAUCAACAGGGGAGAUUGUUUCUUUAGACAAGGAGAUUAUAAUUUUGCCUUACAAGAUUACCACCAAGCCUUAGACCUAGAUCCCAUGGACAGCAAUGUAAAAAACCGAGUGUCAGUUAUUUAUAAUGAAUAUGCCACUGUAGCAUACCAAGAUAAAAACUACCCUGAAGCCGAAUCAAAAUUUACUCAAGCACUGCAGUACAAUAUUAAGAUGGGGAGUUACUAUAUAUCUAGGUCCAGAACCAGAUAUAUGAUGGAGAAUAUGCAAGGUGCUAGACAAGACUUGAUCAUGGGACUUCUAUUAGACCCUACCAAUGAAGAGGUUCUGUCCAUCCUGUCCAGAUUGUUUCCAGGGAAGUCUGUUGGUGAUGUUGUCAACAGUAGGGCUGCUGACCAGGCCAAAACAAUCCUUCGUGGCAUACUGUAUCCCAAAGUGUUAGUGCCUAAAUCAUCAACUGCAAGUGCUAGUUUAGCCGAUGUAGUAGAAACUACAAAAGACCCUGGACUAAUGUCAGCAUCUGUGAAGUCAACUUGGAGUCAGGAAGAUGCUGACAUCUCUAAUGUGGAGGAGAGAAUGUACAAAUCAGGAAGUUGUUUCCCCGACCUGAAAGCUUGCAUGGAUGAAAGAGAUUUCAACUUAAAGCUUGCAGAAGAAAAGAAACAGGUGCAUGAGGAUGUUAAAACUGUGAUGAUAGAAAGAAGAACUUUGAAAUACUCAGGUGGAAGGGUGUGUCCCUUACCCCCUCCCUCAGCCAAACCAAUGUAUGGGGGUCGUGCAUUUAAGAGAAAAUCCAGAUUAGCUGAAGAAAGUGCCAAUAAAGGAAGUAGUACAAACUGGAGACAAUUUACACAAGGAAUUCCAGUUGUUGAUGCUUGAAUUAAACAAGGGAGAUAAUAUAUAAUUUGAACAUUGAGUUAUGUCCCACGACCAUAAUAACUGGUAAAUUCAGAGAGUUUACAUUUGGAGCAUUCAGAAAUAUGUAAGACAAUAAUCACUGCCAGUUCGGUGGAAUGCCAACACAUAGAGUGCUGAAUGAAUUAAACGUCAUAGAUGUCACAGGAUGUGGUGUGUUACACCAACUUAAGUGCUGAAAAUGUUUCAUGUCAAAUUAUGAGUGCCAAUUGUAUGAGCAUUAAUUACAUUGUCAUAAACUAAAUCAUUAUCAUAAGCUACUCUGUCUCAAAAUAACAAACUAUUUAAAAGACUGUUAUAAGUUGAAAGUAUAUGAAUAAAGGAACUAAAAAAGCAGAAAAAAAUGAAGGGUCCGUGUGUUUGUUUUCGAGAUAUAAGCCAUUGAAAAUUUGGCGGGAAAUGAUUCUCUCUAGACUUUUCAUACAUUUAACAUUGGCACCCUUUUUCUUUACAAAAUUAUGAAAAAAUAACAAGGAUUUUAUAGCAUUUUCAAAUAUGGCUUUUUAAACUAUAUGUAAUAAAAUUAUGAAAAGAAAAGUAGAGGUUAGCAGGGAAAUUUUUUUAAUGGCAGUACAUGGAUAAAACCAGAGGAUUCCGAAUAUCUGGCAAAAAUUCAAAAACAAGAGGAGCGAACAUCCUUAAUGUAUUUAUUUUUCUUCCUUCUAAGUAAAACCACUAUUUAAUUAGAUAUUAUGAAAUGUGCUGAACUGAUUGAUAUGUUGCAUGAAAGUUUGAAAAAAUAUUAAGAAGAUUGUUAGCUAAUGAAUAAUAAUUUUUUUUUUCUUGGAAUAGCUUUCACUAUGUACAUUAGAACUGAAACAAACAUUAUAUUUUCUGGAAACUUGAUCAAAAUUUCAGUGCUUUUUAUUUUAAAACAUAAACAACAACAAAAAAUACUUACAAGUAUUUGUUUGUAUAAAGUUUUUUUUUGUUAGACAGAGGUGCUUUUCAAUGAAAAAAAUAACUUUUAAAAAUAGUUUCAAAACUUUUUUAUUACAAAUGUACAGAGCACUAAGGCAAUUUAAUUGGUCAAAUGAAGUGCAGUGAUUUAUUUAUUGUAGUCGGAUCAUGGUUAUAAGAUUAUAUCUGCAUAGUAAUGUAUGUAGGAAUAUUCAUUUAUGCUACUGUAUUUAAUAAUAAAAAGACAAUUUGUAAGACAAGUACUCUUAACUUAUUAAAUAAUACAUAACAUGCUUAUGAAAUAACUCAUAAUUUGUAAUGGAGACAAACUUUUAACAUGUGAUGUACCAAAGCAAAUUGAUAGACCCAACGUGGAUUGCCAAUGAUGAAAGCAAGUUAUCUGUGAUACAUUUGUGAUAUUAUUUUAAGAAUAUUAUGAUGCUUUUAUUUCAAUAUAUUUUAUAAAUUUUAUAAGAUCUAUGUUCAUUUGAAAAAGUAAAUAAAACAUGUCUUAUUUUCAAA
Messenger RNA from Mytilus californianus (California mussel), 4116 nucleotides. Its product is annotated as tetratricopeptide repeat protein 16-like. Gene Ontology annotation, molecular function: protein binding. The coding region runs from base 166 to 2658 and encodes 830 amino acids. NCBI's taxonomy places the organism in Eukaryota, Metazoa, Mollusca, Bivalvia, Mytilida, Mytilidae. The transcript is spliced from 12 exons. The record is from RefSeq and is a predicted model, not a curated record.